CUCGAGCGAUACAUCAACGGACCCAACAAGAACUUCAUUUUCUCAACCCUUUUGCCAGGGAUGUGCGCUUUGGCGCUGAGACUCCUUGACUACUUCCCGAACUCGGAAUCCAUACCACUGCUGAAGCAGUCCUUCGACACCCACAUAACCCUCAGCCAGAUCGAGAUUGCUGUGCUGUUGGCCAACGCGUUCUUUUGCACGUUCCCGAGCCGGAACGAUUUUGGAAAGGAUGCGGAGUUUGCCGGGUAUCCCACGAUCAACUUCGAUAGCCUUUUCUCACGGGCGAAGAUUGCGGAGCGGAACGCGGCAAAGAUGGCGAAGUUGGACAUGGUGUUUCAUUACUUUGCCCGGGUCAUCAAGAACGCGCCGACAGGCUUCGUCACAUUCCAUCGAUGUGUCUUGCCAGAACAGGGAUUUCCCGCCUGGGAGUCUUUAAACAUGCCCCUCUGCGAUCUCGAAGUGCGCAACACUGGAACAAUCGAAGAUGACGCAUCUGGACUCCUGCAGGCCGACUUCGCCAACAAAUUCAUCGGGGGUGGCGUUCUCAAUUCUGGCUGUGUGCAGGAGGAGAUCCGGUUCCUUAUCAACCCGGAACUCCUCAUAACCCGCCUCUUCAUUGAACGCUUGCACGACCAUGAAGCCGUGGUGAUUGUCGGGGUGGAACGCUUCUCUCAGUACUCGGGUUACGCAGACACCUUCCGAUGGGCGGGCAACUACGUCGACACGGACGAUAACCGCCGCAGGACGCAGAUCGUGGCCAUGGACGCGCUGUUCUUUGCCAACAAGCCAAAAACGGAGCAGUAUAAGCUGUGGGCGAUCGAGCGUGAGCUCAAAAAGGCCUAUAUCGCGUUCAAACCCCUAUCUGCAUCCGGAUCGGGUCCGCCAUCGGCGAUCGCAACAGGGAAUUGGGGGUGUGGAGCGUUUGCAGGCGACCUGGAGCUGAAAGCCAUCAUCCAGCUUAUUGCGGCGUCGGCGCAUUCCCGGGGCGUGAGAUAUUUCACGUUCGGGCAGACCGAGUUUGGGGACGAUUUGGCAGUCAUCCGAGCAAGGCUGGCGGAUCGAGGCGUCACAGCGGGAACGCUGUUCAAGAUGGUGCGACUGUUUCAUGAGGAACUGCGGGGUAAUAUGGCGGCGGGGAUGAAGUUGGCGGAUUGCUCGCUGUUUAAGUACCUGCAUGAGUUGUUGGAUUUGGAUGCGGAUUGA
Messenger RNA from Fimicolochytrium jonesii, 1203 nucleotides. Its product is annotated as cytosolic poly glycohydrolase. NCBI's taxonomy places the organism in Eukaryota, Fungi, Chytridiomycota, Chytridiomycetes, Spizellomycetales, Powellomycetaceae. The transcript has 2 exons. Gene Ontology annotation, cellular component: cytoplasm; nucleus. Gene Ontology annotation, molecular function: poly(ADP-ribose) glycohydrolase activity. The annotation marks the transcript as partial. The record is from RefSeq and is a predicted model, not a curated record. Gene Ontology annotation, biological process: ATP generation from poly-ADP-D-ribose; carbohydrate metabolic process; regulation of DNA repair.